AUGGCGAAGUUGCAGGCCACCAUGAAGGCUGUAAAGUGUCCAACAGAUGAAUUGUCCUUGACCAAUAGAGUCAUCGUCAGUGACAAGGACUUUGAUGAGAAAACUGUCAGCCAUGUUGAAAUUCACUCCUCACCUGGCAAGUCCUUUGUAUUCACUAUCAAGACCUUCCCUCGUAUGUCCCAAGGCACGAUGGGCUUCAAUUUACCACAGAGGAAAUGGGCUUCUAUCUCACUCAGCCAGGAGCUGUCGGUCAAACCAGUCAAAUUUAAUCCACGCACUGACAGUAUUGGAACAAUAACCCUGGAGAUAGAUUUCCUGCAGCAGAAGAUGGCUAAUUCUGACCCAUAUGAUUCAGACAAGAUGGCACAGGAGUUUCUUAUGCAGUUUGCCAACCAAGCUUUCACUGUAGAUCAGUUCCUGGCGUUUAGCUAUGCUGAAAAAAAGAUGCUUGGGGUCUAUAUAAAGGAAAUUGAAGCCAAUGAUUUUACCCAAAUGAAAGAUGGGGCUCCUACAUCGAAAAAGACUAACCUUGGAGUGUUGACGCCCAAUACUGUUGUCCUGUUCGAAAAGGCUGAAAACUCUACACUUCAUCUUACUGGAAAAGCCAAAACAAAACAAGCUCACACAUCCAUAAUCAAUCCUGACUGGAACUUCCAGAAGAUGGGCAUUGGUGGUCUGGACAAUGAAUUCUCCGCUAUCUUCAGACGAGCAUUUGCAUCCAGAGUGUUCCCCCCAGAAGUCAUAGAACAACUAGGUAUGAAACAUGUCAAAGGAAUACUCCUGUUUGGGCCUCCGGGAAAUGGAAAGACACUAAUGGCCAGACAAAUAGGAAACAUGUUGAAUGCCCGGGAACCCAAAAUUGUAAAUGGCCCUCAGAUUUUGGACAAAUACGUUGGAGAGUCUGAAGCCAAGAUUCGGAACUUGUUUAAGGAUGCAGAGGAAGAAGAGAAGAGAUGUGGACUACACAGCGGAUUACAUAUUAUCAUCUUUGAUGAGAUCGAUUCCAUCUGUAAAUCCCGAGGAUCUGUGGCUGGUAACACAGGUGUCCAUGAUACUGUAGUAAACCAACUCCUGGCUAAGAUAGAUGGUGUAGAACAACUCAACAACAUUCUGGUCAUUGGGAUGACCAAUCGUAAGGAUAUGAUUGACGAGGCUCUAUUACGACCAGGCAGACUGGAGGUACAGAUGGAAAUAGGUCUUCCUGAUGAGAAGGGCCGUAAUCAGAUAUUACAGAUACACACAACUACAAUGAGGGAGAACAACAAACUAGCUCCAGAUGUCAACAUUCCAGAACUGGCUGUUCUCACGAAAAAUUUCAGUGGGGCAGAGAUAGAGGGACUGGUCAGGUCGGCGCAGUCUACAGCCAUGAACAGAUUAAUCAAGGCUACUUCAAAAGUUGAAGUAGACCCAGAAGCCAUGGACAAAUUGUGUGUGACAAAGAUUGACUUUAUCCAUGCCUUGGAGAAUGAUAUUAAACCGGCCUUUGGUAGCAGUAAGGAAGAGUUUGAGAAGUAUGUAUCUAAUGGUAUAAUUAACUGGGGAGAGCCAGUGAAUCGGGUCUUAGAGGAUGGAAAUCUGUUGAUUGCCCAGACCAAAGCCAGCCAGACCACGCCAUUAGUCACUGUUUUAUUGGAGGGUCCCCCUGGAAGUGGGAAGACCUCUCUAGCUGCCACCAUUGCUAAAACCUCAGACUUUCCCUUCAUCAAGAUUUGUUCCCCAGAAAAUAUGAUAGGUUUUACUGAAACAGCAAAAUGUCAAGCCAUUAAAAAGAUAUUUGAUGAUGCCUACAAAUCUCCACUAAGUUGUAUCAUUGUGGACGACAUAGAAAGACUGCUAGAUUAUGUACCAAUUGGUCCAAGGUUUUCUAACCUAGUACUACAGGCACUUCUGGUGUUACUGAAGAAACCUCCACCUCACGGCCGGAAGCUGCUGGUGAUCGGAACAACAAGUCGUAAAGAUGUACUGAAGGAGAUGGAGAUGGCUAGCACUUUCUCCACCAUUGUCCAUGUGUCCAACAUCUCAAAUGCUGACCAUCUACUGAGUGUAUUGGACAAUACUGAACUCUUCAACAAAGAUGAGAUGCAUACUGUUCAAUGCAAAAUUGCAGGAAAGAGUACUUAUGGAAAUGGCAAAACAGGUAAACUAUGA
Ylistrum balloti is the source of this 2148-nucleotide messenger RNA. Its product is annotated as vesicle-fusing ATPase-like. Gene Ontology annotation, molecular function: ATP binding; ATP hydrolysis activity. Gene Ontology annotation, cellular component: Golgi stack. The record is from RefSeq and is a predicted model, not a curated record. NCBI's taxonomy places the organism in Eukaryota, Metazoa, Mollusca, Bivalvia, Pectinida, Pectinidae. Gene Ontology annotation, biological process: intra-Golgi vesicle-mediated transport; SNARE complex disassembly; Golgi to plasma membrane protein transport. The coding region runs from base 1 to 2148 and encodes 715 amino acids. The transcript is spliced from 21 exons.